CGUCCCACAAUGCACUGCCCCUCUCCAGCCCUCGCGCUUCGCCAAUCCCACAAUGCGCUGCUCCUCCGCUCUCCCACAAGACCCCCCGCCCCCUCGUCCGCCCCACAAUGCCCUGCUGCCGGCCCCCUUCUUCCCCUGUGAGCAGCAGUGUCUGUCCCCGUAGGAGGAAGAUGGCGGACACAAUGAGCAGGAGCCGCCUCUCCACAGCCUGAGCCGACCCCGCCUGAGGGCGCUGCCCGCCCGUGCCGAAGCCGCCUGCUAGCGCCGCGCGGCCCCUACCCGAGACCCGCGCGCUUCAGGCCCCCGCCCGGUUUCCCUUCUCCGUUGCUUCGCAGGCCCCGCGGGCUCUAGGCCGCCGCCUGGCUUCUCACGUUCACCGGCGUCCUCCGUGCCCGGCUCCCGCUGGGCCCCGGCCCGGCUCCUCAGGCCACGCUCGCGCCGCCCCAUCCCUCGCGGCAUGAAGCUAACGGACAACGUGCUGCGGAGCUUCCGCGUGGCCAAGGUCUUCCGCGAGAACUCGGACAAGAUAAACUGCUUCGACUUCAGCCCCAACGGCGAGACCGUCAUCUCCAGCAGCGACGACGACUCCAUCGUGCUCUACGACUGCCAGGAGGGCAAACCAAAGAGAACACUGUAUAGUAAAAAGUAUGGAGUGGACCUAAUCAGAUACACACAUGCUGCCAACACUGUGGUGUACAGCUCCAACAAAAUAGAUGAUACAAUCCGUUACCUCUCCCUACAUGAUAAUAAAUACAUCCGAUACUUUCCAGGGCACAGCAAGAGAGUGGUUGCCCUGUCCAUGUCUCCAGUGGAUGAUACCUUUAUUUCUGGAUCGCUCGAUAAAACCAUCCGACUUUGGGAUCUCCGCUCUCCAAACUGCCAGGGUUUAAUGCAUCUUCAGGGGAAGCCUGUAUGCUCCUUUGACCCAGAGGGGCUGAUCUUUGCUGCUGGAGUCAAUUCUGAAAUGGUGAAGCUGUACGAUCUCCGCUCUUUUGACAAGGGUCCGUUUGCUACAUUCAAGAUGCAAUACGAUCGAACCUGUGAGUGGACAGGCUUGAAGUUCAGUAAUGACGGGAAGCUCAUCCUCAUAUCAACCAACGGAGGGUUCCUUCGACUGAUUGAUGCCUUUAAGGGUGCUGUGCUGCAUACGUUUGGGGGUUAUAAUAACAGUAAGGCUGUCACGUUGGAGGCAUCGUUCACACCAGAUUCCCAGUUCAUAAUGAUUGGUUCAGAGGAUGGAAAAAUUCAUGUCUGGAAUGGGGAGAGUGGGAUGAAGGUGGCUGUGUUGGAUGGGAAACACACAGGUCCUAUAACCUGUCUGCAGUUCAAUCCCAAAUUCAUGACCUUUGCCAGUGCAUGUUCCAACAUGGCCUUUUGGUUGCCAACCAUAGAUGACUAAUUCUGAAACCACAAUGCCCACUGGGUGGCUUCCGUACUGUUAAUAGCAGCGUGUUCUUGCAAAGAUUGUGUUGGAGCUGCCUACUUCUCCUGGACUGUAUGUUCUCAUCCAUCAUACCCACGUAUGUUCAUGUAUGUCUUUUAUUUGCUGCAUUCCUUCAGAAGGACUCCUUCAUUUGACCUCUGAGAGUCUGAUCCUGCUGUACCCAGAAGCUGGGUGCAACAUGUACCUACUUUCCAGUCAAAGUCCAAUAGGUUCCAGCAGAACUUGUAACUGGCACAGUGUUACUUUUGAGAACGCGGCGGAGGAAUAACGGAAAGUCUGAUUUUAUGAAAAGUUUGCUGCAGUUUCUAAGGUGUAAUUGUGUUUUAUUCUCUUACUGUAAACACGCAAGCCUACAGACAAACUGGGGUGGAUGAGUGGGACAUUCAUUUCUGUCCCACACCUGCAUGUUUAUCACGCCUGGGAUCUCUACAGUGUCACUGUUGAAUUCUACAAAUACAAACUUAAUUUGUGCCAAAUACAAGUAGACUGACUGUUUUUAACCCAAAUGUCAGAUGCACGGAGAUUUCUUUUGCUAUCGAACACUUGGGCAAAGGCUGCAUAGUCGCAUCAUGGCCUCCAUCAUCAAUUUCUAGUGGUCUAGUGUCUGGCAGACCAUACAGGUUUUGCGUGCUGGCAGAGAAAGCUUGAAGCAGCCUCUGUGCCAUUCAUCAUCCCAACAUCCAAGGCACAUAGAGUACUGAAGAGGUCUGGUGGGCAUCCCAAGCAAUAAAGGAGUCUGUCAGCAGGAAGAUGAUUAAAACAAAGACUGAAACUGCAGUAGUCUCCAAUACAUCUUCCUUCUGUAUCAUCUUUGCUGAUCUUACUUGUAAAUAUUAUGGGGGGAGGAUAGUAGGGAGGGGUCAUAUUUUUUUACUUUUAGGUAUUGAAGAGUAUGAUGUGGGCCAGUAUUGUGGGAUGAGUUCAGGCUGUUUACCUUCCAUUGAUGCAGCUUUCUCCUCCUGUUCUGUAAAUAAGCUCCAUUAAAUUCUCCCCAAACUGGGUCCAGGCCUGUAUCCCUUUUUUGUUAGUAAUACUUUCACACACAAGAUUUUAUUCCAUUAUGCAUUUAUCUCACACAUUGUGCAAGUUCUCAACAAUUGCUUAAAAGGCUGUGGCUCACUUAAGUUGGAUGGGUGUUAUCCAAAGCCAAAUGGAGAAUUUGAGAUGUCCACCUGAUAUCCCUUUUUUCUUGUAUUUUGCCCUGGCAUUGCUGUAAAGAAUGCCCUUGCAGAAGUAUUAUGCCUCUGUUCGUGAUAUACUGCACUCUGCGGUCCAUUUUUGGGUAAUGCAAAAAGUAAAUCAAGCCUACCAGCUGGUAUUUAUUGUUUCAUUUUCUUUCUUUUCUUAAGUCAUCACAUUGUAAAAUUGGUCUGAUGCAUCUCCAUUAGCAUGAUGGGAAAGGUACAAUGUACAUGGAGCUGUGUAUGCACUGUGCUCUCAUCUUAACCAAAUACUUGCAACCUAGAGACUGAGCAUACAUCGUAGGUGGAUGGCUUGGAAAAUCCAUUCUUUCUCUCCUGCUGCUGACCCCACCUUCCAAAAAAUGCAAGAGACUGUUAAUGUGGCAAUCUGAACAGGGAAUAGGCUGAUCCUGGAUGUCAUUUUAGUGUCCUCUCAUACCUGAAAAUAAUUUGUUACAUCUCUGGUAAUAGUGAUCUUGAUGCUCCAUGUUGUGUAGUUUUCCAUCUCCACUGUAGGGCCUGGUGACUAACGCAGAGCAUGUUCCACUGGAAUAAUAUAUGGAUUUGUGGUACAGCCCACCCCUUUCUCUGCUCCACCCUUGCUUGUUACAACUGUUAGCAUAACGCACACUCCCAUAAGCAAGGGCUAGGGGUGUAGAAUGGGUUUUUCAUCACUGCCAGUCCCCUUUGAGGUAUUGGUGCAUGUUGCGCUGCAGCUUUAUCUAUGACAGGCACUCUGUACGUCACCAAAAGGGCUGCUGUGCAUGAGACAGUCUGAGAAAUUAAUUGUUUGAUUCUAUGCUGUGACUAAAAAAAUGCUGUUUAGACUCUGUGAUGUGCCUCUGUGCUAAUUAUACUGUACAUGUUUAAA
Messenger RNA from Chelonia mydas (Green sea turtle), 3496 nucleotides. It is a transcript of the gene WDR82, whose product is annotated as WD repeat domain 82. Gene Ontology annotation, cellular component: Set1C/COMPASS complex. The record is from RefSeq and is a predicted model, not a curated record. The coding region runs from base 458 to 1399 and encodes 313 amino acids. Gene Ontology annotation, molecular function: protein binding; chromatin binding. Lineage: Eukaryota; Metazoa; Chordata; Testudines; Cheloniidae. The transcript has 9 exons.